Molecule: messenger RNA, 1658 nt
Organism: Pomacea canaliculata
Lineage: Eukaryota; Metazoa; Mollusca; Gastropoda; Architaenioglossa; Ampullariidae
Exons: 9
Coding region: 180-1313 (377 amino acids)
Biological process (GO): neuropeptide signaling pathway
Cellular component (GO): membrane
Molecular function (GO): neuropeptide receptor activity
Source: RefSeq, a predicted model, not a curated record
UGCUGUCCGUCUGCCAUCUUCACUCGACUCCUUCAGCUUCGAGGAGAGUGUCCCAAAUGGUUUUCUUUACAAAUUGAGUUGUACUCAUAUAAGACUCACCUGGAUUACCUUUAGUUCAUUUCUACAGUCAGCGUGUUUUAUUUAAGUGCCGAUCUUGGGGAAAGCAGUCCUGUGAAAAAAUGGUGAAUACUUCCAUCAUCCACCACAAACUGCCCAGCAACACGCCCAUAGACCCGCUACCUCUGGGGCUGCUCAUCGCGGCCUGGGCACUGCUCAUGCUCCUCAUCCUCGCCCUCAACCUGCCCUUGAUGUACAUCUUCUACGCCACGGACCAGCUGCAAAGCAGCCGCGCCAAGUACAUCUUCACCAUGCUCCUGUCAGAUGUGCUGCUGGCUUUGAUCAUCCCGCUAAGAAUUGUGGGGCUGAGGGGACACCUCUCUCCAUACAAGACUGUUUGCCAUGGAAUCCAGUACCUGGAACAGGUUCUGAUCACAGUCAACCUGUACAUAAUCCUGUCAAUGUCGAUGAUCAGAAAGAAGUACAUCAGCCGGGGGCUCGGGUACCGACAGGGGCCAACCGAAACCAACGUUUUCCUGUUCCUCAUCUGGAUAAUCAGUUUCUUCUGCUCUGCCCGGGUACCGCUGCUAGUGGGUGAACCGGAGUUCCAUGACCCGGAUGUUCCAGACGCCUUAGUGUGUCUGAGCUCCAUCGGAAACACUCCUCGGGUCUACUUCCACGAGUUCAUCGUCGAUUACAUCUUACCCAUCUCUGCCAUGCUUUUCUUAAGUCGCAGUGCCAAGAAUUCCCUGUCGCGCCAGAAGCUGAGAGAAGUGGAGAUUGCUGUCCUCAACAAGAGGCACAGUCGUGGCAUCCGCAUGAUCCUGACACUCAUCCUCUGCACGGCGCUGUUGCACUUGCCCAAGCACAUCCUCAUCAUCUACGGCUUCUUGCAGGAUGACAGAGGUAGAGCAUUCUACAUGGUCAACGAGACAUUUCAGCUCCUUGUCUACGCUACCGGCGUCUCUAAUGUUGUCGUCUACUUGAUCUUCAACAGAACUUCCGCUCCAGUCUUCAUCUCCUUCGUCAAGAACAAACAUCAUUCGCUUUUCUUCAAAGAUGAAUCAGCCGAUCGCAGCGUCAAUGAUCCCAGGGCGCCUCUUCCUUCGUCAAAGCAUCGAAAGAAAUAUUCGUCAGGUCCCCCCGACGGCACAAGCUUUCGUUCAGUGGAGCAGACAGAGGGAUCUUAUCCUCCUUCGCAGCAGACGUUACAGACAGAGGGAUCUUAUCCUCCUUCGCAGCCGACGAUUUAUUAAGGCGUGUACCUGGACGAUUCUUUGUGGUGUGAACUUGACUGAGGAGGAUCGGCGAGCAACUGUUUAACUAUGAAGAACGGGGACUCCCGGUCACGGUGCCGAGAUAACUGCAGACUAGGUUGCUUAGUAUGUACUAUCAGUUGUUACAUUAGGUUAAAGGAGUUAUCUAUCAUGUGCUAGCAAGUUGUGUACCGAGUUCCUCCACUGUUUGUGUGUUUUUAGCGUUUUCUGCCCCACGGGAGGUGCGGGAUGUAAACUUUCUUGAAACAGAGUUUGAAAAUAAUCUUAUGAAGUUUAUAACUGAUGUUGGUUAUUAUUGUUGCCUUUCGAUAACAAUUGUCUUAU